This is a messenger RNA of Meleagris gallopavo (turkey), 3825 nucleotides long. It is a transcript of the gene NHLRC3, whose product is annotated as NHL repeat containing 3. NCBI's taxonomy places the organism in Eukaryota, Metazoa, Chordata, Aves, Galliformes, Phasianidae. Gene Ontology annotation, molecular function: ubiquitin protein ligase activity; protein binding. The record is from RefSeq and is a predicted model, not a curated record. Gene Ontology annotation, biological process: proteasome-mediated ubiquitin-dependent protein catabolic process; protein polyubiquitination.
AUGAGCGGUGUGCCCCAGGGGUCAGUACUGGGGCCCAUCAUGUUUAACAUGUUUAUUGAUGACCUAGAGGAGGGAAUUGAGCACACCCUCAGUAAGUUGACAGAUGACACCAAGUUGGAAGGUGGUGUUGAUUUGCCUAAGGCUAUCCCCCCCCGUCCUUCAGCCCUUCAGGCCUGGGCGGGGUGGUCACGUGGCUGCCAUGGCAACGCGGCCCGCCCUGCCGCUAUGAGGCGGAAGCAGGCGGCGGGGCCGCGGCUGGUGAUGGCUGGUGUCCUGCUGGCGCUGCUCGGCCUCCUCUGGGGCUCGCAGAUGUUAAAAGCAUUUGAUUACUUCUCUUCUUGGAAGGGAGAUGGAGAGCAACAGAUGUACAAGUUGGACAUAAGCUGGCCUAAAAUUCCAGAGUACUUCAGUGGCCAAACAUUUUGUGUUGCUGUUGAUUCUCUUCAUGGUUUGGUCUAUGUGGGACAGAGGGGAGAUGAUGUACCAAAGGUGCUGGUAUUCUCAGAGGAAGGCUAUUUUCUUGACUCCUGGAAUGAUACAGUUGAAAAGCCUCAUGGUAUCUUUGUAUCAAACACCGCAACAGAUAGUUCAGUAUGGAUCACAGAUGUCGGAUCAGGGAAAUAUGGGCACACUGUGAAACAGUACAGCCCUUCUGGUAAACUUCUGCAGGUGUUGGGCACGCCAGGUAACGCUGGUUCCAGUUUGAAUCCCCUACAAUUUGAUCAACCAGCAGAGCUCUUUGUAGAGGAGAGUGGAGAGAUGUAUAUUGUGGAUGGAGACGGAGGAAUGAAUAACAGAUUGCUCAAACUUUCCCAAGAUUAUAAAGAGAUAUGGCUGAGUGGAGAAAAUGGAACCGGUAUUGGCCAGUUCAAGAUCCCUCACAGUGUGACAGUGGACCCUUUUGGACGGGUAUGGGUUGCAGACAGGGACAACAGAAGAAUCCAGGUUUUUGAUAAAGUGACAGGGGAAUGGCUGGGGGCUUGGAGCAGCUGCUUUUCAGAAGAUGGACCCUAUUCUGUCAGAUUUACUGGCAAUUACAAGUAUCUGAUUGUAGCUCACCUGCGUAUCAACCGCUUGGCAAUCUUGGCAGCACCACCAGUUGGCGAAAUUGGGGACUGUGCUAUAGUCAGCACAAUCCAGCUGGCAGAUGAAACCAAGCCACACCUUGUAGAUGUAGAUGUGAAGAGUGGAGCAAUCUAUAUUGCAGAAAUUGGAGCCCAGCAAGUGCAAAGAUAUGUACCCUUAAGUUGAUGGUUUCCCACAAGUACUGUGGCACAAGCUGUAUGACAUGUAAGACCUGUGAUCACCUUUCCUUGAGUUUUCUGCAGCUUGUGUUUCCUUAGACAAGCACAGAACAUUGUGCUCAGAACUCUAGGGAGAAGAAUUUGUUCUUGCUGCAGUUCUGGACAAGUACUUGGUCUUGAGCUGUUAAUCAUUUGAAUAAUGCAACGAUGGCUUUUCCUUUUAUUUCUGGAAAGAGGAAGAUAAGUAUCUUUAUUUUAUACAAUUUUGUAAACACUGAAAAAUUUAUUAAUCAGUGUACAGAGCUUCAAGUUGGGGCUCAAAUACGUGGCCUGUUGUGUAUGUUGUUAAAUGAAGGCCAGAACUGAUCUGAGGGAAGUAUAUAAAUGAUUGAUUUUUCUGCUAGUCAAACACCUCAUUAUAACACUUCUUUAGGUUUUUUGUUUGUUUUUUUGUUUGUUUUUGGUUUUUUUUGUCUUUGUGCUGAAACUGCCCAGCUCUGAAUACAGAGAUGCAUUACGGUGUUGAAUAAGAUGCUGCUGGAUGCUGGUGUCAGUGCUGACACUGGCAUCUGCCUUGAGUAGCUAAUAAUAUCUGCAGUGAAAUCAAAGUUUUUACUUUCAGCUGAAGCAGUCAAGCCUGUAAUAGGCUACAGUUAAAAUGACGUCAGGCAUGUCUAACUAAAUUAAAAGUAUGUGCACAGCAGCCACAUACUAAUUCUUAACUAUGUCUAUUCUUAAUCUAAUUUGAUUUAUUAUCAGGAUGAGUUUUCUGUUCAGUGAAAUUUCACAGUGGAACAUAUUGGAGUUCAACUCAUUUAAGUUGCUCAAGGUAAAGAAAUCAGAAUUUGCUAGGAAACUCUAAAACAGCAUUUGGGGCCUUAGAGACAUGAUGCUCACCCGAUGUUAUUGAAGCUCAGUCAGUUAGCAAUUGUUUUGAUUUGGGUUAUUUUUCUUCACCAUUUUAUAUUCUGCACUUAGACUUUCACUGCCCCAAAGAGACAACUCCGUUAAUGUCUAGAUUUUCUUCCUUUUGAAGGACUUCUUAACAGAUGUCUCCAAACUCUGUUCUGAAGAAAAACUGUGUAAUCAUCUUACUUUUCUGAAUAGGAACACCAGUAUAGUACAUUUCUUUCCAUUCCCAGUCCAGAAUGGUUCCAUUUUCUUUACACGUUGCUAUGAGAUUUUAUGUUUACAGCACAGAGGGAAGUGGGUACAAAAAGGGAAUUGGCAAAAAGGCUUUUGCAGCCUUAAAGUGAGUCACCAAGUACUUCUCUAAAGCCAUCCCAUGUUUAUCUACUAGGUUUUCAAAACAUUUGGGAGUAUUUCUCCUGUUUCCACACAGUAGAAUGUGUGGAACUAAUUUAAUGCUAAUCUAUUAAAGGCAAUUCUUUAUUCUACUUCCUUGGGAAAGAAUAAGGGAAUUGUAUUAAUUCUGAAGGUAUCCAUGUUAGUGAAUGUCAUUUAAAGCAAAUGCAUCUUAAUUUGGCAGGUUUCAAUGUAAGAUCUCAACGUUUCUGGGUCAGCAGACAGGGAAAUUGUCCAGAAAAGCCAGAGAUUCAUACAUUUUCUUUGUGAAGCAAUUCAGCUGUGAACCUGAUGCCUUGUUUUCAGCACUAUUUGGGAUUAACGCACUACAUGGGCAUCCCUGCCCACAGUAGGGGGUUUGGAACAAGAUCCUCUUUAAGGUCCCUUCCAACCCAAGCCAUUCUAUGAUUCUGUGAUAUAAAUGCUUUGCUGCUGGCUGGAUCAGCAAUAAUAAAGGCAGAUCUAACCUGUCUGCACUCGUGCCAGCCCUGGAACUAGGACUUCAGCAAAUAUGAUUCAUCAUUUGCAUUGUAUUGAAUUUCAGCUAAAAAGCAGUGUUUAUUACCUGGAAAGGCAGCAGUUCUUCCUCUUGACCUCAGCAGAUAGGUCCACAUAGCUUGAAAGUGUGUUGUGUGGAUUUUCUAACUGGGUCACCACUAGCUCAGGGAUUUCUGCCCUUUGUGCAAUCUAGCUAUUGCUCACCUACAGAAGGUGAAAUUAUCUUUAAAAAUAUUAAUAUAAUUAACUAUACUUGAGCGUGUAUAUUUGAUGCUGUAAGGGAUCCAAGCACAUUGAUUCUUUCUCAUCCCAUCUCAUCCUUAUUUAUUUUCUCUUUGUUGCAUCCAUUUGAAGCAAAACUAAGCUUUCUGGAAACACUCUUCUGUGUUCUGUGGAGGAGUAGUGCACUUCUGGAUGUUGACAAACAAGUUAGUUAUGCACAUUUCAGUUUGCUGUGUGGAUGUUUUUAAGUGGGCUUUUGCAGCACCUAGAAAUGGGGAAUAUUCAUCCUAUUUUGUCUGAAUUUACUGAGAUGGACCAUGGUGCCAAAAUAAGCCUUCCCUUUCAGGAUUGGGCAUCUGUGAUAAGAAGGGAUGUAAAUAGCAUAAGAUUCUCAGACUCCUUUUUCACUUUUGCGUCCGUGGCCAAAUUGCAAAAAUGAUAUAUGCACUUUCUUAUUCUGUGAGGGUCUUCUUAUGUAUCAUCUUAAAUCUGAUCUCUGAAAAAUUGCAUAAUAGGAUAAUUUGGUACAAUAAAUUGCGAAUUUACCAUUGUGAAA